CAAUUCUGCAUGUACUCUGGUUUUAUGUGUAUGGAACUCUGUCCAUCUCAACAUUCCAGCAGUGCGGGAAGACAAAUGGGUCACUUAUCGACGUAAAAUAAAGUGGGUAAUUAUUGCUCUUCUGGCGCCUGAGCUCUUGGUCUUCACAGCGUUCCAGCAGUGGCUUGCAGCUCGGAAAUUUCUCAGAGAGCUCAAAUGCAUACAAGAUGAGCGAGCCCCGGAGAGCUCAUGGUACCUCUCACGAAAGCAGGAGCUUGAUAUGACGUACGCCUUUUAUGCUAUCAUGGGUGGUUUUGGAGUUGAUAUCAGCGGUUUCCACAACGCCUUGGAACACGCAACACUCACAACACAUGGCUUAUUACUACUCGCACGGAAAGGAUUCGGCCAAUAUCUGGAUCACGAAUUUAUUCCAGACAAAAGCAAACUCGACCUCUUGGCCAAGUUCCUUGUUCUCUUUCAAAUUAUCGAAGUGAUUGGAAACUUUAUUGAGCGCAAAACCAAGGAGCUUCCUGUGAGCCUUCUUGAAUACCAUACCAUUAUCCAUGUGGUCUGCGCGAUAGCCAUGUAUCUGCUAUGGCUCCGAAAGCCCUACGACGUCCAAUCUCCUACCAUUCUCAGUCAUGGUGAAUGGUUCAACGAGUUGGGGUACAUUGUGUCAAGCUCGGAUUGGGCUGGUUGUAGCGGAUUCGAAGAGGAGCGAUCGAAGAGAAGGAAAUGGCUGCUAAGUUACUCACAAACUCGUGAUCCCCCACUUGUUUGGUUUGGAAACCUCUUUCAACCACUGAAAGUUUUGUCAGACGCUCCUAUCCCUGGUACACAUCCUCUGGAUAGGGGUUGUCCCCACGUCCGAGCUCGCUAUGUUCGUGGCACAUUCCCACCGAGAGAAUCAUGGGUCGUUGGACAACAUGGCAUACUGGAGCCGCCCUUGGAUGUUCCCUACUACCCUGCAAACAAAGUAGAAAACACCUUUGUCCCAGCCAAAGGCCUCGAGGCCCUUUUCUUCUUGGAACCUGGCCAGUCUCUGACUACUGGUUUUGGUCUCACUGCGGCAGUCCCUUUCGCAGAUGUCAAUCAAUCCCCUUACCCACGCUACCGGGUGGGAAUAUCUCACAACGAUCUCCGCAGACUCGAAGCAGCGGGAGUAUUCUUCCGCGAAGUAGCUCAAUUGCGUGAAGACUCACCACUCAAGCGAUUUCUCAUCAACAACAAGGAAUUCGGCUCCUCGGAUCAUAGCCCAAAUCCAUUCUCCGACCACAGCAUUCGGCAUACCGGCCCUCGUCUGAUAUGUCAUCACGCAAGAAACUGGGCAGGCUUAGACGAAUUGUUCGACUGUCUUGACUCCAGCAGUGGUUGGUUUUGGGCUACAUUCGUUGCUGCAGUUAGUAUCCCUGGCAUGUAUGGCGGGGUUCACUUAAUCCCCAGCCUCAGUGCACCUUCCAUUUUCAGCACUAUGGCCGAGAUGAUACUUUGGAGAGUUUCUUGUCUUAUCUUGGUUGGUUUCACUUGCGUAUGUCUCUUUUGCGGUGUGAUGUAUGGGUUAAUAUUUGGUCCCCGCUCCCUCGAGGCGCUCUACUUGAAGUACCAAAUGAGGCAGGAAUUGGAAAUGUUUCGUCGUCGCGAUGUCUGGAGUCAGAUAUGGAAGAAUUUGUGGCUAGGUGGAGUUUCUUCUUUCAUCUGUUUAUCGCUAGCUGCUCGUGCUUUUCUAGUUAUCGAGUCGUUUGUUUCUUUGAGAAGGGUCCCGGAAGGUGUGUAUCAGACACCGGAGAUGAAUUUCAUUAGCUGGAUUCCUCAUCUAUCUUAGGGAUACAUCUUCCAGUAUAAAUAAAAGCCAGGACAUCUACG
This is a messenger RNA of Hyaloscypha bicolor E, 1842 nucleotides long. RefSeq lists its product as uncharacterized. The record is from RefSeq and is a predicted model, not a curated record. The transcript is spliced from 2 exons. NCBI's taxonomy places the organism in Eukaryota, Fungi, Ascomycota, Leotiomycetes, Helotiales, Hyaloscyphaceae. Bases 260 to 1801 code for a protein of 513 amino acids.